AUGAUCGAGGUGCCCCACGGCAGACACCUCGGGGUUUUUUCAACCAUUGUGCUUUUUAUCUCGCGAAUCCUCGGCAGCGGAAUCUUUGCUACCCCCGCCUUUAUCUACAAGGAUGUCGGCGGCUCCCCCGCGUUGUUUGGCUUUGUAUGGCUUAUGGCGGGGCUCAUUGCGUAUAGCGGUCUCUACGUCUUCCUAGAGCUCGGCUCGAUCAUUCCCCGGUCGGGUGGGACAAAAGUCUUCCUUGAGAUCAUCUAUAGGAGACCCAAGAUGUUUGCCACAGUGGUUUUCUCGCUCUACUCGCUCAUGUUCGGGUUUGCAGUCACCAACUCCUUGGUGUUUGGCGAAUACUGCUUGUAUGCCGUCCAGAACUCUGGUUCCACCGCCUACGUGCCAGAUGAGCUGAAAGCUAGACUCAUUGCCUCAGUGUUGACGAUUACAGUCGGUCUCAUCCACGGUACCUCGGCGCGAAGCGGGGUUUUGGUGCAAAACGUACUCGGCUUCUUGAAGCUCUCCCUUCUCUUUGUGAUGAUCCUCAUCGGUUUGGGCAUUCUCUUGGUGCCAUCACACUUCCAGUACAACUUGGAAUGGACCUACGAGAGUCUAGUGAAGUUAAAGCAGCCGGUGAGCGUCUCCUCGGUGUGCUCCGCCAUCAUCAAGGCCCUGUAUUCGUUUUCCGGGUGGAACGCGGUCCACCACGUGUCUUCGGAAAUUGCCAACCCCGUGCGGACCUUCCGGAUCGCUGGUCCCGUGUCGCUUCUUGUCAUUACGGUAUCCUACUUUUUGAUCAACAUGGCGUACCUCAUCAUCAUUCCGUCCGACGAGAUCUUGUCUUCGGGCCAGCUUGUGGGCUCGAUCUUGUUUGAGAAGAUUUUCGGGUACACCGUCGGAAAGCGGUUCCUCACGGUCGCGAUUGCCGUGUGUGCCGGGGGAAACGUGUUUGUGGUGUUGUACAGUGUAUCUAGGAUGUCGCAGGAGAUCUUCAGAGAGGGAUUCCUCCCGUUCUCGCGGUUCAUGGCAUCCAACUGGCCGCACAAGGCGCCCUUGCCGGCUCUUUUGCUCAGCCUUAUCAUUUCCGUGGUAAUCUUGUUGGGGUUGCCAAAGUCUGAAGGUAGCUUGUACGACUAUAUCGUGACGUUGGAGGGGUACUUGAACCAAGUGGGUGUCCUUCUCGUGGCCGGUGGAAUUUUUAUCAUCAGAUCGAGAUACCCUGCGCUCAGGGCCCCGAUCCGAGCUUCGGUGGUGGGGACCCUCUAUAUUGUUGGAAUUUCCUUGUUCUUAGUGGUGACCCCCUUAGCCGAGGUGUUUAAAGGACCGGUUUUCCCCGAGGGAAAGUUUCCGCACUAUGCAUUGGUGGGAGUACUUUUGAUCGGGUUGUAUAGUCUGUAUUGGGCAGUCCAGUUUAAGGUGUUGCCUUAUCUCGGAGGAUACACUUUGGUGCAGCAUUCAACGAUAUUGGAUGAUGGGUUGGUUGUGAGAACAUGGGUUAAAUCUCGCCCUACGCAGAUCUAA
This is a messenger RNA of Babjeviella inositovora NRRL Y-12698, 1509 nucleotides long. RefSeq lists its product as uncharacterized. The coding region runs from base 1 to 1509 and encodes 502 amino acids. The transcript has a single exon. Gene Ontology annotation, molecular function: L-amino acid transmembrane transporter activity. Gene Ontology annotation, biological process: amino acid transmembrane transport. The record is from RefSeq and is a predicted model, not a curated record. Gene Ontology annotation, cellular component: membrane. NCBI's taxonomy places the organism in Eukaryota, Fungi, Ascomycota, Pichiomycetes, Serinales.